This is a messenger RNA of Gloeophyllum trabeum ATCC 11539, 1437 nucleotides long. RefSeq names its product NCS cytosine-purine permease. Gene Ontology annotation, biological process: transmembrane transport. The record is from RefSeq and is a predicted model, not a curated record. Gene Ontology annotation, cellular component: plasma membrane. The transcript has 11 exons. NCBI's taxonomy places the organism in Eukaryota, Fungi, Basidiomycota, Agaricomycetes, Gloeophyllales, Gloeophyllaceae. The coding region runs from base 1 to 1437 and encodes 478 amino acids. Gene Ontology annotation, molecular function: transmembrane transporter activity.
AUGACAGAGAUCGGCGAGGACGCUGACUCGCAAUAUCUCAGUACAUGGAGCAGGAAGCUGCUGCGAUUUGGGGUAGAGGCCAGAGGAAUCCGUCCUGUCCCAGUGGACGAACGUACGGACACGCAGUUCAGCAAAAUAUUCUUCAUCUGGCUGUCGUCCAAUUUCAACAUCCUCUCAUUCUCUGCAGGGACCCUAGGACCCGCUGUGUACGGCCUAAGCCUUAGAGAUUCGUGUCUCGUGAUUCUGUUCUUCAACCUUCUUUGUGCUGCCUUACCCGCGUACCUGUCAACAUGGGGCCCUAGACUCGGCCUACGGCAGAUGUGUCAAGCCCGCUACAGCUUCGGCUACUUUGGCGUCAUCUUGCCUUGUAUUCUGAAUUUGGUGGGGAUGACCGGUUUUUGUAUCAUAAACGGGAUUCUCGGAGGACAGACAAUAUCUGCUGUAUCAAAUGGACAUGUUAGUUGGACUGUUGGAAUCGUUGUGAUUACCAUCGUAUCAUUAUUAAUAUCUUUUUGCGGUUAUAAAGUACUCAAUUGGUACGAACGAGUAUGCUGGAUACCCGUCCUUAUUGUAUACGUCGUAGGCCUGGGCGUCGGCGGACACCACCUCUCAAACCCGCCACCAGCUGAGCCCGCUACGGUUGUCUCGAUCCUGUCAUUUGCGUCGACCAUCGCCGGAUUUGUGAUCACUUACGCUCCGCUAGGCUCGGACUUUACUAUAUACAUGAAGUCCACGGUACCUAGUUGGAAGAUAUUCUCAUGGGCCUACGCGGGUUUUCUCCUCCCCAUCGUCUCUGUUCAGUGUUUAGGUGCAGCAGUUGCCAAUGUCGCCCCGCUCGUGCCGUCCUGGGAGGCCGGCUACGCAGACGGUAACGUCGGAGGGCUCCUGCAAGCCAUGCUCGCACCCACAGGCGGCUUCGGCAAAUUCCUUACCGUACUCCUCAGCCUCAGCGUCACCGCAAACAUGGCCAUGACCAUGUACUCCUUCUGCCUCAACGUGCAGGUGUUCGUGCCCUUCCUCGUCGCCCUCCCGCGCUACGUCUUCUCGCUCGUCGCAACUGCUAUAAUCAUUCCCCUUGCCAUCGUCGGCUCCCACCGCUUCUACUCAACUCUCUCCAACUUCCUUGGCAUCAUCGGCUACUGGGCCUCCGCCUUCGGCGCUAUCAUCCUCCUCGAGCACUUCCUGUUUCGCCGCGGCUCGUUCCCCGCGUACGACCUGCGCCAGUGGAACACCCCGCGGCAGCUCCCGCUUGGGGUCGCAGCGCUCGCGGCAGGUAUCAUGUCGUUUGGCCUGGUGAUCCCGUGCAUGAACCAGGUGUGGUUCGUGGGGCCGAUCGCGGAGAAGACGGGGGACAUCGGGUUCGAGGUCGCAUUUGCGGUGACAGGGUUGUUGUAUAUACCGUUCAGAUGGAUUGAGUUGAGAGUGUGGGGGGCCUAG